Messenger RNA from Plectropomus leopardus (leopard coralgrouper), 1990 nucleotides. It is a transcript of the gene ccr10, whose product is annotated as chemokine (C-C motif) receptor 10. The record is from RefSeq and is a predicted model, not a curated record. Gene Ontology annotation, molecular function: C-C chemokine receptor activity; C-C chemokine binding. Gene Ontology annotation, biological process: immune response; cell chemotaxis; calcium-mediated signaling. Gene Ontology annotation, cellular component: membrane; external side of plasma membrane. NCBI's taxonomy places the organism in Eukaryota, Metazoa, Chordata, Actinopteri, Perciformes, Serranidae.
AGGUCAGCAAAACACAGACCUGGUUUCAUUGGCUGGAGGUGGUUAGGGUUUAACCCGCAGGCUUGUUUUAAAGAGAGCCAGCUUUUCAUAUUUCUACUUCAGACACAUCAGGACUAGGGACAUGUUCAAUACCUCAAACAGCACAGCAAUGGCUUACAGCAGCGCUGAAUACGGCUACAUUGAUCUUGAUGACUAUUUAAACUACUCAAGUAACAUCUCAGACUUCGAGGAUUUGGACUCUGGCUUUUGCGAGGCCGGAGAUGAGGAGUUCACCAUCAAAACGUUUCAGACUUGUGUUUUCUGCCUGAUCUUCCUGCUGGGCGUGCUGGGAAACUGCCUGGUGAUCACCACCUUCGCUCUGUACCGCCGCCUGCGGCUUCGCUCCAUGACCGACGUCUUCCUGUUCCACCUGGCGCUGGCCGACCUCCUCCUGCUCCUCACGCUCCCAUUGCAGGUCGUCCACACUCAGCUAGGUUGGAUUUUUCCCGUCGCCCUCUGCAGGGUCAUGAGAGCAUGCUACGCGAUCAACACAUACAGCGGACUCCUGCUGCUGGCCUGCAUCAGCGUCGACCGCUACUUAGUGGUCGCACACGCUCAAGAAAUGCUCAGGCUGCGCAGUCAGAUAUUAACAGGCGGGAAAGUGGCUGCUGUGGGUGUUUGGGUGGUUGCGGUUCUCCUGAGUCUGCCUGAAAUUCUGUACUCUGGAGUCCAGAAAGAGCCAGGGUCUGACAGUAGCACAUACUGCGUCAUGCUAACGAGCAUAAGAGUCAAAAUGGCCGCAAACGGCGCCAUUAUUGCUGUUUUCUGCUUGUCGUUCUUCGUUAUGGUGACGUGUUACUCUCUGAUAGCUCAGGUGCUGUGGGAAGGGAGCAAACCCCGUCGGGGGAAGCAGUGGCACCGGCAGCGCACCUUGAAGCUGAUGGUGGCUCUGGUGCUGGUUUUCCUGGUGUUCCAGCUGCCGUACACGGUGGUGCUGUCUCGUAAAAUGGCGGGGCAGUUCUGCGGUCUGCUGCUCGAGUACAUCACCUGCACUUUGGCGUACACCCGCUGCUGCCUCAACCCCAUCCUGUACGCCCUGGUAGGCGUGCGCUUCCGUAACGACGUCUUAAAGCUUAUCCACGAUUUGGGCUGCCGGUGCGGCCUCGGGCUGGUGACACAGAACAUGAGCUCCACCUCCAUCUCGCCCACGUCACCCGCCUCCAAAAUCAUCUCAGUUUGUUCACCAGCAUCCCCCGAACCCAGUUGCUCCAGCAACGAGACUGUGGCCACAAAGUUUCAGUUUUCUGCAGCCAAAUAAAACCUCAUGGACUGGACUGUAAACUAGCUAUCUCUUUGAAUCGGUUAAUUACAGAUUUUUUCAUAAAAGUACUUCCCAACAGUAAACAUAAUAUACAGUUUUUACACAGAGGAAAUAAAAAUCUUGAAAAUUAUAGGGGGUUGUAUAUAAAAAUAGAAAUACCAUUGUCAAAACCAUACCGUAUUUCCAAUAUAUUGUGAACUUUAUUUUGGUAUAUACUUCAUAAAGCCUGCCUACUUCUUUGUAAAUAGUAUAUAUGUCUAAAUAGAGCUGCAAUACGGUUUAAAAAUAAUAUAACAAUAUUUUUAGGCUAUAUCACAACACAAUAUAUAGAUAUUUUGAAAUCUCCUCUAAACUAAUGUAGACCACUAAAAUACAAAAUUAUAAAAUGAACUAUGGUUUCAAUAAAUAAAAUCCUGUUAUUAUUUAGUUGAUUAAAGUACUGCUAUAAUAAAGUUAAAGUAUUUUUUAUAAUAAAGUUACAUAGAGCAUUGUUUAAACUAACUAACCAACCUUUUAAAGAAAUGGCCCAAAAAUUUGCAAGAAAUUUGUAAAAAAUAACAAAAAAAUUACCUGAAGCACUAAAAAGGAAAAGUAGAAAACAAAACAAACAAACAAAAGGCAAGAAAAUGAUAUUGAAAUACAGAAUUGUGGGGACCAAAUGCUUUUGUCAAUAUGAAUUUAUUUUAGAGA